UGGAACCUUCAGGUCCCAACCGCCGCCAGGGCCGCUCCGCCCAGUGGAGCCUGUCCGGCCCCCUUUCUGCCCGCUAGCUCCCGCCGGCUGGCGCAGGCUGCCGGCGCCCUGGCACCGCGGGCGGGGUCGGAGUCUGGCCUUCCUGACGUUGCAGCUGCCGUCCCCGCACGUUCCGGCCAGUGCCUCCCUCUCAAGGCCGGGCGGCGCCCGUGGCUCAGGCUGCAGAGUAGGGAAGCGAGCGGCCGCAGAGGCACAGCAGCGAUCCGACGGGGGCGGAAAAUGGCGGCUUCGGAGGAGCUAAAUGGCGCCGGGACCCCUGGGGGGGUGGGGUGGGCCGGGAGGUUGGGUAGAGAACUGGGCCACAGGGAGUGGGGACAGCAAGGAAGCCCUAUUUGCUUUCUCGUGGUAUUCCUUAUUUAAUUUUUAUUUUUAUUACGUUUUUCGGUUUUGUUGUGUGGUGCAGCGUUGGAGAGAGGUAGGCUUGGGUGGGGUUGAGAGAGUGGGGGCGGGUCUCGACCCAACUUCCCCCGCUUUGCUUUUUUGUUGUUGUUCUUUUACCUUGUUUGCGCUUUAGAUUCUUCUUUAAUUUUGCGGGGAUUCAGCCUUGCUUGGCGAUUCACGGCUUAGGCAGAGAGAAUCGGGAUAGCUGGCCGAACCGCCUCUGUCAGUCUGAGUCUCUUUAAAGAAGGGAUGUGGGCUGGGGCGCCCGGACAGAGUCCUGGUGGAGCGCGGAAAAUGCGUCUGUAAAGAGUAAUUGGCUUAUUGUGCCGAUAUCCCAGAAAGUUCUUAAAAUUGUUAAAUCCACUUUGUCCUCUAAAAUGGACUUCGCUUUGAGAAUUUCUUCAGGGAGGUAUGUAAAUUGUUUUACCACAAUCUCCAGAGUAGAUUUGAGAGUAGAAGUGGCCAAGUGCCCUUCUGUGCAGUUGAAUGAUAGAGCAUAUGUUUUUAUAUAAAAAUAUUCGGCGUCGAUAAGAAAAGGGGUAAUCGUAUCAGUCAGGACUCCUCCCUUUCUCUCAUUGAAUUUGCGUAGUAGCUUUUUUCGCAACUCCAUUCAUUUUUGUGUACCUCUUUUUAAUGUACAUAGAUUUGAUUUUUGUUUGUGUGCCUCCUUUCUGACAGGCGAGGCUGCUUGUUGGGACGUCCUACAAAAUGCAUAUUUUGCAGAAUCUUUUAAUAUUACAUGUCUUGAGCUUAAAAUUGUGCCAUUUGGAAUAUUUUAAAUUAGUUAUACCUGUGUUUUUAAAUCGUAAGAGAAAACCAUUUGUAGCUUUUAAGCUCCAGUCCAAAUACGAAAAUAUUCUUCCCCUAUGUUGAAAGUUUUACAAAAUCCGUUUUUCUUUUUCAGUUAAGGGUUUUCUUUUGUUGUUGUUGCUUUUUUGUUUGUUUUACAGGCUGUCUUACUGGUAUUUCUUAAGGGUUUUCAUAUUUUUUCAUUACUUCAAAUUUUUUUAGGCUGGUUUUAAAUUUGUAUUUCAAGUAACUUUCUGAGGAUUAUUGUAUUUUAACAAAUUAGAUAAUUUACUAUCACUUUCUACAUUUAAAGAAUGACUAUGACGAUACAACAAAAUCUUAUCUUUUUCUCUUAUGUUGUAGUAGAAACAAGAUUUCAUGUAUUUGGUAAAGAUUUACAAAUCUUGUUAGGAUUUAGAGAAAAAAGGUUAAAACUACAUUUCUUAACAUGCAAAAGUUAUCUUACUGAGAGAAUCCAAUUUGGUGUGGGAAUAGUUUUUUUCUUCCAUACACAAAGCACAAAAGCCAGCCUCAUUCUGUGUGGAAAAAACCAUUAUGUUGUAGGUAUGAAAAAUAUAUUUCAUGAUUUGUGGUGAUUUUUGUCUCAUUUUAACUCCCAAUACUAGGUGCUUCUAUAUGCCACCAAACAAGCUAAUUUUUUUUCUUACUAUUUUAGUUGAUAGGCUCACCCCAAAUAUGCUUUUUGGGACUGAUUUAGCACCGCAUAUUCUGCGUGAAUCUCUUUAUUGAUUACAGUUGAGCUAAUGGUGGAGCCAAAAUGCUAUUGCCCUGUCUUCAUCAACAUUUAACCAAGCAUUGCAGAGAUAGGAACAUGGGGGAGAAACAAUCUGGAUAACAUGAAAGUGAUGCUGCUGGCUAAGGGAAGGCACCUUGAUUCUGUGGGAAGGGCUGUAGCUGAUCCAUCUGUUGUCUAGAUUUGAGUAUGAGCACAGUGGAAGAGGAUUCUGACACAGUAACAGUAGAAACUGUGAACUCUGUGACUUUGACUCAGGACACAGAAGGGAACCUCAUUCUUCACUGCCCUCAGAAUGUUUCAGAAAAUGAUCAGAGCUUUGAGGUGACCAUGACCGCGACCACGGAGGUGGCAGAUGAUGAGGUUACUGAGGGGACUGUGACACAGAUCCAGAUUUUGCAGAAUGAGCAACUAGAUGAAAUAUCUCCUCUGGGUAAUGAGGAAGUUUCAGCAGUUAGCCAAGCAUGGUUUACAACUAAAGAAGAUAAGGAUUCUCUGACUAAUAAAGGACAUAAAUGGAAGCAGGGGAUGUGGUCCAAAGAAGAAAUUGAUAUUUUGAUGAACAAUAUUGAACGCUAUCUGAAGGCACGCGGAAUAAAAGAUGCUACAGAAAUCAUCUUUGAGAUGUCAAAAGACGAAAGAAAAGAUUUCUACAGGACUAUAGCAUGGGGUCUGAACCGGCCUUUGUUUGCAGUUUAUAGAAGAGUGCUUCGCAUGUAUGAUGACAGAAACCAUGUGGGAAAAUAUACACCUGAAGAAAUUGAGAAGCUCAAGGAGCUCCGGAUAAAGCAUGGCAAUGACUGGGCAACAAUAGGGGCGGCGCUAGGAAGAAGUGCAUCUUCUGUCAAAGAUCGGUGCCGACUGAUGAAGGAUACUUGCAACACAGGGAAGUGGACAGAAGAAGAAGAAAAGAGACUCGCAGAAGUGGUUCAUGAAUUAACAAGCACUGAGCCAGGUGACAUAGUCACACAGGGUGUGUCUUGGGCAGCUGUGGCUGAACGAGUGGGUACCCGCUCAGAAAAGCAGUGUCGUUCUAAAUGGCUUAAUUACCUGAAUUGGAAACAGAGUGGGGGUACUGAAUGGACCAAGGAAGAUGAAAUCAAUCUCAUCCUCAGGAUAGCAGAACUUGAUGUAGCUGAUGAAAAUGACAUUAACUGGGAUCUAUUAGCUGAAGGAUGGAGUAGUGUCCGUUCACCACAAUGGCUACGAAGUAAAUGGUGGACUAUCAAAAGGCAAAUUGCAAACCACAAGGAUGUUUCGUUCCCUGUCUUAAUAAAAGGUCUUAAACAGUUACAUGAGAACCAAAAAAACAACCCAACGCUUUUGGAGAAUAAAUCAGGAUCUGGAGUUCCAAACAGUAAUACCAAUUCCAGUGUGCAGCAUGUUCAGAUAAGAGUAGCCCGCUUGGAAGAUAAUACAGCCAUCUCUGCUAGUCCCAUGGCAGCAUUGCAGAUUCCAGUCCAGAUCACCCAUGUCUCUUCAACAGACUCUCCUGCUGCUACCGUUGACUCAGAAACAAUAACACUAAACAGUGGAACACUACAGACAUUUGAGAUUCUUCCAUCUUUUCAUCUACAGCCCACUGGCACUCCAGGCACCUACCUACUUCAAACAAGCUCAAGCCAAGGCCUUCCCCUAACUCUGACCGCUAGUCCCACAGUAACCCUGACAGCUGCGGCUCCUGCUUCUCCUGAACAGAUCAUUGUUCAUGCUUUAUCCCCAGAACAUUUGUUGAACACAAGUGAUAAUGUUACAGUGCAGUGUCACACACCGAGAGUCAUCAUUCAGACUGUUGCCACAGAGGACAUCACUUCUUCCAUAUCCCAAGCAGAACUGACAGUAGAUAGCGAUAUUCAGUCAUCUGAUUUUCCUGAGCCUCCAGAUGCCCUAGAAGCAGACACUUUCCCAGAUGAAAUUCAUCACCCUAAGAUGACUGUGGAGCCAUCAUUUAAUGAUGCUCAUGUAUCCAAAUUCAGUGACCAAAAUAGCACAGAACUGAUGAAUAGUGUUAUGGUCAGAACAGAAGAAGAAAUCUCUGACACAGACCUUAAACAAGAGGAGGAAUCACCCUCUGAUUUAGCCAGCACUUACGUUACUGAGGGUUUAGAGUCUCCCACUAUAGAAGAGCAAGUUGAUCAAACAAUUGAUGAUGAAACAAUACUUAUCGUUCCUUCACCACAUGGCUUUAUCCAGGCAUCUGAUGUUAUAGAUACUGAAUCUGUCUUGCCUUUGACAACACUAACAGAUCCCAUACUCCAACAUCAUCAGGAAGAAUCAAAUAUCAUUGGAUCAUCAUUGGGCAGUCCUGUUUCCGAAGAUUCAAAGGAUGUUGAAGAUUUGGUAAACUGUCAUUAGAAUAAUUCCUAAAAAUAAGGCAGUUCAGGCAAGCCACACUGUUAAUUACAUCUUCAAAGAAAAGGAGCAACCCCCAAAAGGCUUAACUUACCAAUUUAAAUAGCUACAGUGCUUAAGCCGCACACAUUGUUGCUGCUAUGACUUUUUACCUCCUUUAAACACAUCAUCUGAUGUUGAGUUUUAUGACAGUGUGUAGUUGAGUGGAGGCUGGGGGUUUUAAGCAUAAAUCCCUAUGUUUAGUAUUUACAUGGCAGUAGGGAAUUUCAUUCACUUCAGCGACUGAGAAAAGUUUAAAAUCACAAAAGCUUAACUGCUGUGGUUUUAAAAAUACAGUUUCACUAAAGAUCAGACAUGACACUCUCUCUCAAGUAAGCCUGCUUCUAGUUCAUUUCAACAUGGUCUAGAGCUUACCAGUGAUCUUCUGUUCUUCAAGAAGACUAAGUUUGAGACUUGACCAGCAUACAAGUACAGAGACCUACGAGGUGGUCACAUUUGAUUAACCCAUUGCUGGCAGUGGGGGCUGAUUUAGGCAGGGUAAAGAGGAAAGCAUUAAAAAGAGUUAAAAUUCACUACAGGGCUUUUUGUCACUUUUAAAGGGAAUAUGAUAAGCAUUGUAAAAAAACCCACCAGAAGCUAAACAGUUUUCACCCCCUCAGAAACCGCUGUCAUUAGUUUACAAAGUUAACACUUUUAAGUAAAACUAAAUGGGGAAGGAAGUAAUGUUGUCUAUUCUGAUACCAUGACCAUUUAUUACAUUUUGCUAUAUAAAUUACCCAGAAAAUAGUUUGUCAUUCAUUUAGUGUGUUAGCUGGCGGGGUACAAUAUAAAUUCUCAUCUCAGGCAGUUUGAAAAAACAAUAUUCACUUCUAUAACAAAAGUAAACAAAUCUAAGUCAUUCCUAUACUGCAGAAGGGUUAAAGGCAAAGAUAGCAUCUUGGGUUUUUAAUGAAUAUGACCCCUAUAGAAAAGUCAAGAAAAAAAAACUUGUAUAAAUUAUUUUAUUUAUUAUUGUAAUUAGAUCUUCACAAAGUUGUCUUUUGACUGUCUGUUUUGUUAACGUGAAAUUAAAUUGUAGUUAUAAAGCAAAAGUUGGUUGCCUAGGGAACAACUGUAUAUUCAGUUUAACAAAAUAAAAGAAUAUUUGUCUUAAAA
Messenger RNA from Saimiri boliviensis boliviensis (Bolivian squirrel monkey), 5491 nucleotides. It is a transcript of the gene DMTF1, whose product is annotated as cyclin D binding myb like transcription factor 1. Gene Ontology annotation, molecular function: DNA-binding transcription factor activity, RNA polymerase II-specific; RNA polymerase II cis-regulatory region sequence-specific DNA binding. Gene Ontology annotation, cellular component: nucleus. The record is from RefSeq and is a predicted model, not a curated record. Lineage: Eukaryota; Metazoa; Chordata; Mammalia; Primates; Cebidae. Gene Ontology annotation, biological process: regulation of transcription by RNA polymerase II.